Molecule: messenger RNA, 754 nt
Organism: Trichoderma harzianum CBS 226.95
Lineage: Eukaryota; Fungi; Ascomycota; Sordariomycetes; Hypocreales; Hypocreaceae
Exons: 2
Coding region: 163-654 (163 amino acids)
Source: RefSeq, a predicted model, not a curated record
GAAGCUGUUUUUGCUGAUCCAGCACUUUUUCGAUCCCGAUUCACCUGAGAGACGACUCGCCGUGCUAGAAGCAUACAAUUUUGCGACUAAUUUUAUCACAUAUAUUAUUGAAGUGGACGUUAGAAUAAAUCUUUUUGCGCAUAUUCAGUUCACUUAUUCCGAAUGCUAUUCACCGCCGCGGGAGCUGUGUUCAAAGUCCUUCACUCAUCUUACAGCCCGGAUGUUGACACAGAGUUGGGAAACGCCACCCUAAACCAGGCUAUAAGCGCCAUGAGGAAAUGCUCGGUGGAAAAUAACGACGUUGCAGGACGGCAUGCCGAGAUCAUGCGCCAGCUUUGGCUGAGCACAGACACCGUCAGCACGCCUGGUUGUUGGCAGCUUCCAUCUUUGGUUCAUCGACGCCGAUUUGGGGCCAGUCUAGCGUAUGACUGUCUCUUUUACUGGAGGGAUAACGUCGGAGGACAACGAAGUACUGGAUUAAACUCUUCCGCAACGAGAUCAGACGCAGUGUCGGAGGCAGCUUCCGCGGCCACAGAACAUGCGUUGAGCUCAAAUACACCUGAAUUGCAGGCUCAAACCAACAUGGACUGGGCUAGUUUUGCAUGGGCGUCAGGAAUGGAUCUGACCGCAGAUGGAUUUGAUUCCGAUAUUUGAUGUAAUUCAUGAAAGGUGGAGGGAGUUCUAAGGAUUAUUAGCUUGGAAUGCCCGUCAUGUAGGCAGAAAUAAGCCUGAUCAAAUGUGAUGUUUAACGUGU